AUGACGUCGAUAGGCACAGGCUAUGACCUGAGCAACUCCAUCUUCUCCCCCGACGGCCGCAACUUCCAGGUCGAGUACGCCGUCAAGGCCGUCGAGAACGGCGGCACAUCCAUCGGCAUCCGCUGCAAGGAGGGUGUCGUCCUCGCCGUCGAAAAGAUCAUUGCCUCGAAGCUAUGGAAGCCCAACGCCAAUAAGCGCAUCGCCACGAUUGACAGACAUCUCGGUGUUGUCUACUCAGGCAUGAUCCCCGACGGCCGCCACUUUGUCGACCGCGCCCGCGAAGAAGCCCGAGGCUGGCGCGAGACCUUCAAGACUCCCAUCUCCACUGCCGACCUCGCAGCCCGCAUGGGCGGCUACCUUCAAGCCUAUACCCUCUACUCCUCCGUCCGCCCCUUCGGCAUUACCGCGAUUGUCGGCGGUUUCGACCCUUCUACCGAGACCCCCGUCGACGGCGAAGUCGGCUCUGGCCCCAAGGUCGGUGCCGGUGGCAAGGAUACCACCAAGAAGCACGGCGGUCCCUUCCUGUACAUGAUCGAACCUUCCGGCCUCUACUGGGGUUACUACGGCGCUGCUACCGGCAAGGGCCGCCAGGCCGCAAAGGCGGAGCUCGAGAAGCUCGACCUCGCCGAGGGCGGGCUCACGUUGAAGGAUGCCAUUAAGGAGGCUGCCCGCAUCAUCUACGUCGCCCACGACGACAACAAGGAUAAGGAGUUUGAGCUCGAGAUGAGCUGGAUCAGUGACAUUGACGGCCCCACAAAGGGCCGCCACGAGGAGGUGCCCAAGGAGCUGCGCGAGGAGGCGGAGCGGUUAGCUAAGAAGGCGCUCGAGGGCGAUGACGAUGAUGACGAGGACAAGAAGGAGGAUGACAAGAUGGAGGAGUAG
Colletotrichum orchidophilum is the source of this 882-nucleotide messenger RNA. Its product is annotated as proteasome A-type and B-type. Gene Ontology annotation, cellular component: proteasome core complex, alpha-subunit complex; proteasome core complex; nucleus. Gene Ontology annotation, biological process: ubiquitin-dependent protein catabolic process. The record is from RefSeq and is a predicted model, not a curated record. The transcript is spliced from 3 exons. Bases 1 to 882 code for a protein of 293 amino acids. Lineage: Eukaryota; Fungi; Ascomycota; Sordariomycetes; Glomerellales; Glomerellaceae.